Molecule: messenger RNA, 4581 nt
Organism: Glarea lozoyensis ATCC 20868
Lineage: Eukaryota; Fungi; Ascomycota; Leotiomycetes; Helotiales; Helotiaceae
Product: (Trans)glycosidase
Exons: 4
Coding region: 1-4581 (1526 amino acids)
Biological process (GO): carbohydrate metabolic process
Molecular function (GO): chitin binding; hydrolase activity, hydrolyzing O-glycosyl compounds
Source: RefSeq, a predicted model, not a curated record
AUGUAUAUUCGGACUCUCAGUACAGCUGGAAUUCUUUUUCUCUAUGGAGUGGUAAUUGUGCACGCUGCCAUUAACCUCGAUGGUACUCAGGCCGUGGAUCCCUUAAAGGAGGGAGAUCCUUCACCCAUCGGAGAUCUGGAUACCUACUAUCCUGAUCAGCACGAUUGUCCGCUUCCAUGUCUCGACUACGGAAACAUACAUAGCUGGAUCACAUAUCUUUCAACCGACCGUCUCACCCGCUGCAAAGAAGCUAUGCUCCUACAAUUCUCAGCAACAUUACCAUUAGACGACCCCACCACAAAUGUCUUGAUUCGAAGCUGUACACUUACAACUUCAAGCCCUGGAGUCAACUCUCGCAUCUUUUCCGGCGGAGACGUCAACUUAACGAAUGUGGACAAUCCAAAAAAAUCAAAUCGUCUCUCUCGUGUUCGGCUUGGGAGCACCUCGGCCUGCUCAUCCACCGGUACUCAGGUCCCAGAAGUGUUAGAGAUACAAGCCAGCGGUGGUGGUAGUAGGAAUGAUACUAGUGACGAGAUUGCGGGCGUUUUACUCGGCUUUCAGAAGUAUUUUAUUACUCGAGAUAACUGUGAUGAGAACUUCGCAUUUGCAUUCUAUGGCCAAACUGUCGCAAGCAUUUACAUUGGAUCAGAUUUGGCCAAACCUACUGCGUUAUCAGCUAUCAAAGCGCUGAUGCAGCAAAGUCAAGUUUCUGCAGCAAAUCGUACCAUUGUUCAACGAUGCGGUCUCCAAACCGGCUCGACUCGCACGUUUGGAGUUGCAAUUGACACGACUGGAGAUCUUGCUGGAGUCCAAGAAAUGGCAGCUAAUUGGGCCAAGGGUAACUGCGUGAGUCAAGACAAUCUCCAGCCCUCCGGGAGCGUCAAGAUCAACCUCUUCAAUCUCUCCGGCCCUGGUGCUGCAAAUAACAUCACACUCAGUAGUAACAGCACUCUGAGUAGCAACGGAACUCUGACAGGAAGGUCAAUUGCUCAUAAUGUCAAGCGCGCCACCUGUCGCUACAUCCAAGUAGUCGCCAAUGAUGGCUGUGGUAGUCUGGUCUCUCGCUGUGGAAUCUCGGCCGCCGACUUUACCAAAUUCAACCCCAAAGCCAACUUGUGCUCUACUUUACAAGUCAAGGACUACGUGUGUUGCUCGGCAGGAGAUCCAUACACGGAACCAAAACCUGAUCCGCCGAAGCCUGGCGCCGACGGAGUUUGCGCUACUCAUCUUAUUCAGAAUGGCGACACCUGUGAUAGCUUGUCUAAAAAGUACGGUGUGACGAUUGACGACCUAGAGCGAUGGAACAAAUUCAAGACCUGGGCUUGGACUGAGUGCAAAGCGAUGCUUCUGGGGUACAACAUGUGUGUUAGCAGCGGGGAUGCAGCCUUACCACCAUCACAAGCUGGGACUGAGUGCGGUCCACUUGUUCCUGGCACCCAGCGGCCUGCCAACAGCGCCACAUCCAUCGCCGACCUUAAUCCGUGUCCUCUCAAAGCCUGCUGCAGCAAUUGGGGAUAUUGCGGUGUGUUCCCCGCUCAUUGCGAUGUUCACACGCCGCUCGCUGGAGGACCUGGAAGUGUAACCCCCGGCUUCCUAUCCACGUGUGUGUCAAACUGCGGAGUGGAAAUUAAGCUUAAUUCGGCUGCACCCGCUGCUUUCCAGCGCAUCGGUUACUACGAGUCGUACAGUUUCGAGCGCGACUGUUUGUGGCUGAAGGCUAAAAACGCAAAUACAGAUGGCAGUUACACUCACAUCCAUUGGGCUUUUGCCGAUAUCGAUCCUGCAACAUGGAAACCCGUGAUCAAAGAAUCGUCCAAAGGACAGUGGGCUGAGUUCAAGGCUUUAAAGAAUGUCAAGAGAAUAGUCUCCCUCGGUGGGUGGGCAGCUUCAACAGAGCCAGCAACUUACAACAUCAUUCGCUCAGCUAUCAUUAGCAACCGCAAUUUGUUUGCUAGCAAUCUCGCUACGUUUGCGAAGACUGAAGGCAUCGAUGGCAUUGAUAUCGACUGGGAGUACCCUGGUGCUCCAGACAUUCUUGUGGGUGGGGAGCCUAUUGGGAAAAAAACCGAUGGUCUUGACUACCUAAAGUUCCUCACCAUUCUCAAGCAGCAGGCAGGCACAUCAUUGUCUGUUUCCAUUGCAGCGCCAGCGUCGUACUGGUAUCUCAAAGGCUUUCCCAUUGACCGUAUAGCAGCGGUGAUAGACUACAUCGUCUACAUGACUUACGACUUGCACGGCCAGUGGGAUUAUGGGAAUCCAAAUGCUUACGACAAGUGCGAUUCGGGCAAAUGUAUCCGUAGUCAUGUGAAUCUGACAGAGACUCGCAAUUCUCUUUCCAUUAUCACCAAAGCGGGAGUCGCAAAUAGUAAAAUCUUUGUCGGCGAAGCAAGUUAUGGGCGAUCUUUUCGUAUGGCAACCGACGGCUGUUGGGGGCCAAUGUGUGAAUUCACGGGCUCUAGAACACAAUCCGAUGCGCAUCCAGGGCGUUGUACGAAGACUGGAGGAUAUCUUGGUUUCGCAGAGAUCAAUGAGCUGAUUCGUGCUGGUGGGGUUCAAAUGUUUCAUGAUGGAGAAUCUAAUACGGAUAUCAUACUUUACCAAGGCGACUAUGUUAGCUACAUGACACCGACUACCAAGGAGACAAGGCGGGCUGAUUGGAAGGGUUUGAACUUCGCCGGAAGUAUUGAUUGGGCUGUGGAUCUCCAGUCAUUCACUGCAGAUGACAUGGCUAUACCACCCGAUCGGCCAACAGACGGGGAAGAAGGUUGCGUUGAGGGAGAAGAUAUGACCACCAAUUCAGGGGAUCUCUGUGAGUUCUCAUGCAGUCUUGGUUUCUGCCCCACAUCCCUGUGUAGGUGCACAUUUGAGGACGUAGUAAGUCCGCUCCCUGACGCGAGGGACGCGUCAAAUAUUAUCGCCUGGGACGAGUCUGUCGUUGACCUUAACCGUCUUUGUUUAUUUGGUUGCAAAUAUGGCUACUGUCCUGACGACAUCUGCACCACAAUUCCUACAGACGAUAUUGUCGUAACAGACGACGAUGAUCCCAACGUUAUAGAUUAUGACUCUAUCGACCAAGCGAAUAUGAAGGUGUGUCAACUCUUUAAAGACAGAUCAAUGCGAGACGCGAGCGCUACGCAAUGCUAUAACACGGCAUGCAAAAGCGCUAUCGAAGCAAACCGAGCAGCAGGACUUCCGACAAACUGGGGAUGCAUAGGAAGAACUCCACUGAACGAACCUAUUCCUUGGACCGCUGUGCCUGGGAAAAGUACACUUACCGCACCCGGCAUGUGCUUUUGCAACAACUACCUUCUGAAUGAACUUGCGACUACUAUUGCCGAAGCCUUACCGAUAAUAGCACAGAUUGGCUGCUAUAUCCUUAUGUCGGCGAUCAAGAUAGUAAUGGAUAUUGGGGUACAGGCCAUUCCCGGAGUAGGGAAAGGUAUGGAUGCUGGCUUAGAUAUGGCUACAACGGCAGCACAGAUGGCCGCUUACGCUUAUCCCGAAGAAGAAGAUCCUGAGGGGGCUUUCUCUUGGUGGUUAAGCCCUUGUGGGGGGACAAAUCUCGUACCGGAAGAGCUUAAAAAAGCUUUCAAUAUUCUCAGCACCGUAGCUGGUGGAGUUUCAAAUUUCAAGGUGCCAAAGAACGUGCCAAAAGGCAGCGGCAAGAAAGGGGACGAAGCUAACCCAACUGAUCGAGCUAAGCCCAAGCCGUCUGGCAGUGGUUCUGGAAAGAACAAAGGAAAGUGCACGAUCCCUAAAGCGAAGCAAUCUAAACGAACAAUCAAUAAACUUGUGGAGGAAUCUUGUGUUGACGAAAAGACGGUCGUGAAGGAAUGGCAUAUUACAUCGGUUAUAUACGCUGCGAAUGCAGUGGAGACCCUCGUGGCAAAGCCAUGCAAAGCAAGCUGGCCACAGGCGUGUCACCAUUACCGCUCUGCUAUAAGCAUCAACCCAUCAUGGGCCACAUUGACAUGCCCACCUGAAGCAGGAGCCACGCAGAAGGCGGUGCUAGACAGAGAUGUGGUGAGUGCGUGGAGAUCGAAUCAUCGCGGCAAUGGCUGGAAAAACGUAGACGCCACCCCUCGAAGCGAAAAGUGUGGUGUUGAUGAGUACCCCCCAAUAUAUAUGCUGAGCGAAGAUAGCCCCGCUUAUGUGGGUGCUGGGACUAAGAGCGUAGGUGGUCAGCUGGCGCGACUUCUGCCCGGUACUCAAAACUCAGGGGCUGCAUCGAUGUGGAAAAGCAUGUGCUUCAAUAUCCCUGCCAAAGAGGUCUCGGAUCGGGACAUGAAGGACCAGAUUGCGUUGGAUCCUGACAAGAAAUACGGCGAAGUAGUUGCAGGCGACAAGCGCACAUUCACAUAUUUGGGCGCUGUCAAUGUCAGAACGCGGCCCAAGUUCACCAUCUCUUCUUGGCCAGCCUCGGCUCCUAAUGAUGGCUUGAAUAACAAUCCUUGCUGGCCCAGUGGUAGAGCUCCGGAAGAUCCAGCUUAUGCUUUGAUCGCCGUAGACCCUUAUUAUACAGAUAAAACCCGACCCUACGAUUAUACGAAGCCUUAUGUUCCUGGUCAAAAUGGGGUUUGA